Molecule: messenger RNA, 2879 nt
Organism: Falco peregrinus (peregrine falcon)
Lineage: Eukaryota; Metazoa; Chordata; Aves; Falconiformes; Falconidae
Gene: CFAP58
Product: cilia and flagella associated protein 58
Exons: 18
Coding region: 62-2722 (886 amino acids)
Cellular component (GO): cytoskeleton
Source: RefSeq, a predicted model, not a curated record
GGCCCCGCGCGGCCGCGGCCCGGGUCGCCACAGCAGCGUCGUCGGCGUCGUUGUCGGCAGCAUGGCUGAGGAAAAGUAUGGCAAACUGUAUCUAGAAGAAAGUGCAUUUGAAGCACUGGAAAAAGGCUUCCAAGAUGUCAUCAAUCUACUUAAGGCUGAUAAAACUCUGGAAAAAUAUCGAAUAGAAUAUGAGAAGCUCCAUACUGUUAUGAAGAAGUCCCAUGAAAAUGAGAAGCGUCUCAUGGAGAAAUGCAGGCAGCUGAAUGCUGAGCUUCUGGUGAAUUCGUCUAAAGUAGCUGUGCUCACAGAGCUUUCUAAAGAGGAUCAGGGAACUAUAGCAUCAAUGAAGACGGAGAUUGAAAAGUCCUGGAAAAUGGUGGAUGCAGCCUAUGAAAAGGAAAAGAAAAUGAAGGAAACAAUUAAUUCACUGCAAGAGGAAACCGCGCGCCUAAAUAAUUUAGUGAAACAAGGAUCUGGACCAUCUCUGAGAGAGGAGUACCAUAUCCGGGAUUUGCUAAAACGUAAAGAAGGGGUAACAAAGGAGCGAGACCAACUGUUGUCAGAGGUUGCGAAGUUACGUCAAAGUCUAGCUCAAGUCACAGAGCAGCUGCAGGAUACAGAGAAGGCAAAAAAUGAGGCAGAUCAAUCCAUUACACAGCUUCAGCAAGAAAUCCUGCUGCAUCAGAAUAAGGCAUCACAAGAAGCUCAAAAGAAGGAAGAAAUGGAGAAGCAGCUGAAAAAUCUUCUAGUUGAAACGGAUAACAAACAAGCUGAGAUCAAGAAUUUACAAGAAUAUAUACAGAGGAGCCAAGAGGAACAACUGAAAUUGGAACAGCAUCUAAAAGAGCAGAAGAUCUUGAAUGAAAGAGCUAGUAAGGAGCUUAAGCAAUUUCAGAUGAGAAAUAAUAAGCUCAUGCAAGAGAGCAAGCAGCAAAGUGUGAUGCUUGAAGAGGUGAAGCAGGACAUCCAGCAGAAGACAGCAGAACUGAAAGCCAGAGGUGAUGAAGUGACUCAGGCGCACCUUGAAAUUUCAAAGCUGAGCAAAGUACGAGAUGUUCUCCAGGAUAAGCUGUGUUUUGCAGAGAAACAAAAAGUUGAUGCAGGACAUGAGAGAAACACCCUAAAAAAUCAAAUAAUUGGACUGGAGAGGGAGUUGGAGGCUGCCAAAAAGCAGGCGGAGAUCGACAAGAAAGCUAUAGAUGCUCUUGUGAAGGAAAAGGAUCUCCUAAACCAGCACUUGGUCAAGGCUAACAGUGCCACUCAGAAACAGAUAAGUUUGGUGAAGAUCCAUGAGCAGUCAAAGAAGAGCUUGGAAGAAGAAAUUGAAAAAUAUAAGAGUGAAGCUCAGAAACAACGGAAGAUUAUUUACCAAUUAGAGAAGGACAGAGAUAGUUUCAUCAAUGAAACCAGUGAGCUCAAAGAGAAGAUCCUGCAGCACAUGAAAGAUAUUGAAAUACGGGAAAUGCAGAUCCGUGACUGUAAGAAGAAGAUAGAAGAGUCUGCGGUUGAAUUAAAACAGGAACAAAGCCGCUGUGAAGCUGUGAGAAUAGAGAAGAACCUAUACAGUAAAAAUCUGGUUGAAGCUAAGGAUGAGGUGGCAGAAAUGAAGAAGCAACUGAAAACUGUGACACAUCAGGUGGAUGAGCUGAAAGAGACGAUUGCAGACAAAGAAGCAGCCCUUGUGAGAGCACGUCUAGAACAUCAGCGAAUAGAGAGGAUGGAAGAAUCAUUGAAAGCUGAACUGCUUAAGAUGAAAGAACAGGCUUUGGAAACCAAACAAUUUAUAGAAAGUCAGGAGGAAAAAGAGAAAAACCUCCUAAAAAUCAUUGGUGAAGCUGAUGCUGAGAGGCUGAAGCAGAAGAAGGAAUAUGACCAGGUUAUCAGCGAGAGAAACAUCCUAGGGUCCCAGCUUGCUCGGUGCAAUGAUAAAGUGGCUUUGCUCUAUGAAAAGACAAAAAUCCAGCAGUCCAUCUUAAACAAGGGUGAAAUCCAGUACCGACAGAGAAUGGAAGACAUCCGACUUCUCAAGCUGGAAAUCAAAAGACUUCGGUGUGAGAAGGGAGUACUUGGCAAGAGUGUGUCUGAAGUUGAGGAGCUCAGACAGAAAGUUCAUCACAUGCAGAAGGAACUAUUAAGGGAACAGGCUCGGUGCAAAGUUUUGGAAAAAGAACUGGAGAAUCCCUUGAAUGUUCACAGAUGGAGAAAAUUAGAGGCCAGUGACCCAAGUACCUAUGAAAUGAUUCAGAAAAUACAGAGACUACAGAAGCAGCUUAUCAGCAAGACAGGUGAAGUGAUAGAGAAAGAACUGCUCCUUCAGGAAAAGGAGAGACUGUAUGUGGAACUGAAGCACAUCUUGGCCCGGCAGCCUGGUCCUGAAGUCGCAGAGCAGUUGCAGCAUUACCAGCACACUCUCCGAGAGAAGACUAAACAGCUGAAAGUUUUGUCCUCAGAACGGAAUAUGUAUCAAUCACAGAGCCAAGAAUACAAACAUGAAAUUGAAAGACUUGCCAAGGAACUUCUGGAUGUGAAAAAGAAGUAUCUGGCUCAGAAACACAAGGAACAACAUUACCUAAAGGGUGAUGUUGUACUUCAGGCCAAGGAGAAGGAGGAGCGACUCCUGACUGCUGUGGAGCCUGUGUUUCCACGCCACCGGUCUGAUGUUCGUCUCUUCAAUGUAGAGGGCUUUCCUUUCAAAGGACUCUUUCCCAAAAUUACAGCAUAAGAAUGGACUCAUCACAUUCACAUUCCCAUUCCCAGUUUAUUCCUAAACUCUGUCCUGGGUUGUUUUAGAAACUGUAAGUUUAAAAGAAAUUUAGAAUCAACUUUCCCUCUGUAAUCACUGUAUUUCCUUUGGAAAAUAAAGGGAUUUUAUAGUAGAA